CGCGACGAAAAAAUUGAUGCCGUGGACGAAAAGCGACUCCAUCGACGCCUCUUUACGGCGAGCGUCUAUGCCGUCUCCUUUCCCGAUUUUGCGCUGAUUCUUCAUUUUCUUUUUCUCUUGAUUUUUUCUACUAUAAUGCUCCGUCGUAUCUUCGCUAGUAGAACCACCGUCAACCGCUACCGGUCUCACAUAUCCAACUGUUCUGUCCGUCGCCUCUUCUCCGCCAAUCCUUCCGAUCGUAACUCAAAAAAUUCAACCGAUUACCCGCAACUCCUCAACAGUUCACAUUCACAAGAUGAUCUUCCGCCACCGCCAUUGGUUCUCCACCGCCUCCGCCCUAGGACUCUAUCUCCUCUAUCAGGCACUUCGCGCUUUGCAUUAUCCGCGACUGUAAUAUCCGCUGCCGCAAUUCUUGCUGCAUCAUCCGUUAUCAAAUUUGAUGACAGCGAAAUUAAGGAAGAACAAGCGAAGAAGAAACGUUUGCUUGAUGAUUUCGAACACGCGAUUGACCGGUCGAAGGAGUCGUUUAAGAGAGUUGUGAAUACGAUGAAGCAUACCGGCGUUGCGGCGUCGGUUCUAUGGAAAUCUCUUCGUUCGGUUUUGUCUUCGGCUAACCAUGAAGUUUGGUCAGGGUUUGAGGUUAGGGUUGCGGCGUUAUUGGCGGAUAUUGUGGCGGCGAAUGAGAGCCGGAGGGCUGCGAUUGUUGGUGCUGGCGGUGGUGUGGUGUUGGAUUGGUUAUUAGAGUCGGUAGCAUUGUCCGGAGGGGGAAAUUAUGGGACUCAAGCCGAGUCGGCUAGGGCUUUAGCGUACUUGAUUGCUGACCCUAAUGUGUCUGAGGCGGUUCUUGGGAGGCCUCAUGCCAUUCCCAAUCUUCUCAGGUUCAUAUUCUUUGCUCAACCUCAUCAAUCCAAAAAGCACCCAAGGCGAAGUUCAUUUGACAUUUCUGACCCUUCAAAAGGCAGAAGCAUGCUUGUUGCAGCAAUCAUGGAUAUUGUCACUUCCAACUGUGACAACGUGGACAAAAUCAAACUUAAGCCCAUGCUAUCAGGAACUGCAGCAAUGAGAGAUAUUGCAGCUGCACUUGAAGUUAUUGAAGAAGGUGGCAUGCACAUGGAUGAGCCACCUGGCAGCAGCCAGGAUGAUGAUGAUGGAACUGGAUUGAAAGGCAUUGGAAUGGAAGUUCUUGGAGGCACUUCAAUUGUUGGUCUUUCUACAAGCAAUCAAUCAAUGGAUUUAGAUGAAUCUAAAGCCACUCACAACUCACCAUCAUUCAACAAACUAAACAACACUUCUUCUGUAAACACAACUGUUAUCCCUGGACUAUGGGAUGAUUUGCAUUCACAACAUGUUGCUGUUCCUUUUGCUGCAUGGGCUUUAGCAAAUUGGGCAAUGGCAUCAGAUGUAAAUAGAUCCCAUAUCCAAGAACUUGACUUCAAUGGACACGCUGUCAUGUCUGCAUUGAUUGCUCCUGAAAGAUCCGUGAAAUUUCACGGGAGUUUAGUAGCUCAGUUGUUGUUAAAAGACGAAAAUCUCCCCAUGAAUGAUUUUGUUUCUGAUUGGAGUUCUACCCUUCUUACAACCGUUUCUCAAGCAAGCAAAGCCGAUGAUAUCUCUUUAACUCGUGUGGCUUUAUCUGCAUUUUUACUAUCUCUCGAGAGAUGCCCUGGUGCUCAAAGGGUAGUUAUGGAAAAAGGUCUUCAUUUAAUGAGGGAGACUGCUAAAAGGACUAUGAAUCAUAAGUCUGUUCAAGAAUCACUAGCAAAAGGGUUGGAAUCACUUUGUUCAGGGGACAUGCGUUUGUCUCUUGAAGAAGGACAAAAGUGGUCUUGCAUUCUGCUUCCAUGGGUAUUUAGGGAAACUUCAUCUGAUGCUAUUAGAUCUUCUGCAAUCACAAUCCUUUCUCGCAUUUGUGAAGAUUAUGGCCCUUCUUCCAUUCCCAUUUCCCAAGGUUGGUUAGCUAUUAUGCUUUCAGACAUUCUCAAAUCCAGAAAGUUAUCUCUUAAAGGGAGUGCUCAACCUAGGGACAAAGUCAAGACACAAAUCGAUCAGGCAAAUGUACUUUCUGGCACCCAAAGUGUGAACCAAUUGGUUAGUGCUGUGGUCAACUUAGCAGUCAAUGGUGAUUCAUUUGCUUUGGAAGAUUUUCUUACCCUUGAACCAUUUAUUAACACCUACAAAAAUCUAAAGAAAGGAAAUAUCCCUAAAGCGAAUGCUUUAGAUUCUGCACUUGCAACUUUAAAGGGUAUCAAAGCAAUGACAGAAAUCUGCAGUGAUGAUUUAUUUUCUCAAAAGAAAAUAAUCAAUUAUGGCAUAAUUCCUCUGUUACGCCGCUUUUUAUUAAGUGAUGAUUACGAGAAAUUAUCAGCAAUUGAAGCAUAUGAUGCAUCAAGAGACAUGGAAGCCAAUGAUCAUGGUGAUUCAUCUGUUGUUGAUGCCCGGGACCCGUCUAGUGUCCGGGUCCCACCUACAGCUCAUGUCCGUAGACAUGCAGCUCGAUUGUUAAUGGUGCUUUCAGUUCAUCCAAAAGUUAAAAAAAUGAUACUGGAAGAUAAAGAUUGGUGUAAUUGGCUUGAAGAAUGUGCAAAUGGAAAGAUAUGUAGUGAUCUUAAAACUCAAAGCUAUGCUAGAGCAACAUUGUUGAAUAUCUUCUGUAAUGAUGAUGAUGAUGGAAAUAGUGGCUCUAAAACUAAAAAUCAUGGCUGUGCUCGUUAUGGUGAGACGGUUUUUUUGAUCAACCCUGGAAUGAGUCAUUGGGAAUGCUCUGGAAAAGGAAGGAAUAAUGAUUCUGAAGGUGGAUUAGAGAGUCCUUCACUUGAUGUUAUUUUUGUUCAUGGGCUUCGUGGUGGGCCCUACAAGACUUGGAGGUUAUCUGAAGACAAGUCAUCAUCUAAAUCUGGGCUUGUGGAAAAGAUUGAUGAAGAGGCAGGAAAACAUGGGACUUUUUGGCCAGGGGAGUGGCUUUCUACUGAUUUCCCUCAUGCACGUUUGUUUAGUCUUAAGUACAAGACGAAUCUUACACAAUGGUCUGGAUCAAGCUUGCCUCUUCAGGAAGUUAGCUCGAUGCUGUUGGAAAAGCUUAUUGCAGCACGUAUUGGAGAUCGACCUGUUGUAUUUGUAACUCAUAGCAUGGGGGGAUUGGUUGUGAAACAGAUGCUACAUCAAGCAAGUGCAGAAAACAGAGGCAAUCUUGUCAAAAACACUGUUGGUGUGGUGUUCUACAGUUGCCCACAUUUUGGUAGUAAACUUGCAGAUAUGCCCUGGCGAAUGGGUUAUGUCUUUCGCCCUGCACCAUCGAUAGGAGAGUUGAGAAGUGGGUCCACAAGAUUAGUGGAGCUUAAUGAUUUUCUUCACGAGCUACAUAAAAAAGGAUCUCUUGAUGUUCUAAGUUUUUGCGAGACAAAAGUGACUCCAAUAGUUGAAGGGUAUGGGGGAUGGGCUUUUCGAUUGGAAAUAGUACCAAUUGAAUCUGCAUAUCCUGGAUAUGGGGAACUUGUUGUGUUGGAGUCGACAGAUCAUGUUAAUUCAUGCAAGCCCAUCACCCGAACAGAUCCUUCUUACAGUGAAACUUUGCAAUUUUUGCACAAACUUAGAGCAGCAUCAUCAUAUCGAUGAAGAAUUAUGUAUAUACCAUAAUAGUUUUUAUCAUUUAUGGUAUGGUAGACCCCUCCUCACAUACAUAAACAUAAUCAUCAUCAUCAUCCAAAGAGUCACUGAGUGUAAAUAACAAAACAACAGGUACUAAAAUCUUUCAUUAUUUUACAAUCACAAUCCCUCAUCCUACCUUAUUGUAAAUUUAUCAUAUCUCAAUAUAUCAUUUUUUUCUUUUA
Lactuca sativa (garden lettuce) is the source of this 3827-nucleotide messenger RNA. RefSeq lists its product as uncharacterized. Lineage: Eukaryota; Viridiplantae; Streptophyta; Magnoliopsida; Asterales; Asteraceae. The record is from RefSeq and is a predicted model, not a curated record.